Molecule: messenger RNA, 3481 nt
Organism: Solea solea (common sole)
Lineage: Eukaryota; Metazoa; Chordata; Actinopteri; Pleuronectiformes; Soleidae
Product: potassium voltage-gated channel subfamily V member 2
Exons: 4
Coding region: 280-1872 (530 amino acids)
Biological process (GO): potassium ion transmembrane transport; protein homooligomerization
Cellular component (GO): voltage-gated potassium channel complex; membrane
Molecular function (GO): delayed rectifier potassium channel activity
Source: RefSeq, a predicted model, not a curated record
CAGCACUAAUCCUCGUUUAGCAGUAUUUUUAACUUGCGUUUGGACAGAAAGGACAGCAAUAGGAUUAGAGAGACAGUGAAGAGGCUGAAUCCCUAACACAUGCAGUUGAUCGUCUUGUAUGCUGUGAGGAAAGCACGGGAGCUCUUCCUGAAUAUUUAUUUCAACUUGAAAGCUGAAUUUUCAUAGGAUAUCAUCUUGCUUGAAUGGGGAUCUUGUGGAAUAUUGUUGUUUGAUUUGACCUUAACUUGCACCGGACCUGUGCUCUUUGGAAGUGUCACAAUGGCGUCUGUAAGGCCAAAGAUGAAAAUGCUGAAAAAGCGGCGAUCCAGUCUUUUUGCAUCCAUAAAGCGGGAAGUUAGUUUUUCACAAAGCAUCGAAGAGCAGGAAUGUGAAUUCCCUUUUUCCCAAGACAGCUCAGUGAAACCAUGGACAUCUAUGGACAACCUUGAUGCUCUUGAUGAGCAAAAAGAAGAAACACAAAAUCAGAGGAAAACUUUACCGAACCCGAGGCUCUCAAACAUUGUCACCAUCAACGUGGGUGGACGGGUGUUUCGUAUCCCGAAAAAAUUGAUUCUGCGAUACCCAAAAACCAGGAUUGGUGUCCUUGCCCUCUGUAGUGAUCCAGUCAAGCGCCUGACACUCUGCGAUGACUACAGUGUUGUGAACAAUGAGUUCUUUUUUGACAGGGACCCUAUGUUUUUCCAUUACAUUUUCCACUUUUACUGCAGCAAUGUCCUGUGGGUGAUGGAUAGUCUUUGCCCUGUCAACUUUGAAGAAGAGAUGUCAUUCUGGGGUCUGAAUCUAAAGGAUAGUCCAAGGUGCUGCCGUAUUUCGUAUGAGGAGAAACUGGAUGACAUCAGAGAUCAGCUGAAGGUCAACCAGGAGCUGAUUGAUGAGAUUAAACCUCACAAGGAUGAAGAUGCAUACGAAAGUAUGUUUCUUGGAGACUUUCGGAGGGCCCUCUGGGACUUGAUGGAGAAUCCCUACUCGUCAUUGGCAGCCAAAGCCUUUGCAGUGUUCUCCAGUCUCUUUGUGCUCAUCUCUAUUGUUGCCAUGACACUAAACACAGUUAAGGAACUCAGGGAAUACAAACUUGCCGGCAAAACCUACAUGGAGUGGGUAGAGAUUUGCUCCAUCCUUUUCUUUACGUCGGAGUACUUUUUGCGGUUAAUGACCACAUCCGAUAUAAAACAUUUUGUGAAGAGUGCCCUCAACUUUGUUGACAUAGUGGCUGUAAUGCCCUACUUCAUCCAGAUCAUGUUUGAGACAUUUGUUAUAGAUGCAGAGAACAUGAGUGCACAGGAAGAUUUGAAGGCCAUGGCAAGAGUCAGCAAAGUCAGCAAGGUGCUUAAGGUUGUCAAGCUGAUGCGCAUUUUCCGUAUCCUGAAACUUGCACGUCAUUCCACUGGCAUGAGGGCAUUUGGCUUCACCAUACGCCAGUGCUCUGAGCAGGUAUGCUGCCUGUUUCUUUUCAUUGCCAUGGGCAUCUUCACCUUCUCCGCUCUGAUGCACUCGGUGGAGGUGGAUCAGCCUGGGACGCCGUUCAGCAGCAUACCAGAUGCCUGGUGGUGGGCUGCGGUGAGCAUCUCUACUGUAGGUUAUGGAGAUGUCAUCCCUGUGUCAUAUCUCGGCCGCUGUGUAGCGUUUGGCUGCAUCUCAUUUGGCAUCAUCCUCAAUGGCAUGCCCAUCUCCAUUCUGUUCAACAAGUUCUCCGACUACUAUGCGAAACUGAAGGAACAGGAAUACACCUAUUCAAACACGGAGCGCACCUUCCAGCUCAAGAAACGUCUGAGGCGUAAGUUUGACAACUGCUUUGAGCCCCAGCCAGGUGACACGGAGGAUGAGCUACACUAUCGGCCCAGUGGAAGGUAAACAUUCUACGGGAGUGAAGAUUGAGAGAAGCUACAGCGUUGGAAACUUGCUUACCCUAACUGGCCUUAUCGCCCAUCGAUCCCCAAGUGUGAGACCUCAUCUGCCUCCAAGUCUGUGAGAUGAGAAACAGUCUAAGUGGGGUAACUGGAGGCAGCAGCAAGUUGAGAUAAUCUGUAAGCCUCUGCUUUUAUAGUAGUUGCUGUUCACAUGCAGUCUAUGGUGACUCUAUCAGAUGGAAAAGAUGCUCCCACUGGACAGCUUGUCAUCCGUUUCUAGGAAUAGCAACUGGCAGCAUCUGUUGCUGAAUAAACUGAAAUCUAUAUAUUAUUUGAGGUCACCUAGUUAUAUAAAUAGUAAGCAAUGUUUAUCACCUUAAAUUGGUGGGAUGCUUGUCAAAUAUAAUAUUUAUUGAAAGGACCUUUUUUGGACAUAAUAUGCACUUGUGUAUUUAAAUUUUCACAACACUAAGUAUAACUUUGAUGGAGCUUUUAAUGAAGGAAAUAUAAAUAUACAAGCUGUAGGAGCCAUGUCUCAUUUUUAUUUGUGAGAGUUUUGUAUUUUAUUUCUUAUGUCUUGUUUGUGGCUGACUCCGGCCCCGGGGUCAUGCUGGAUUAUUGCUGUCAUUUUACUCAGGUGUUGAAAGGGGCAACAGUUUUCAACUGUGCUCGGGUUUAAGUUUUGUUUAAUGGAAAUGGAGAAAUAGGCGGACAUUGGAAGAAAAUAAAUCGAUAUUUCAGACACUAAGGGAGAACCUGGUCGGGAUUUAUAGCUGCAUGCACGUUAAAAACAAGACCUACCAGCAAACAAUCAGCAGCCAGUAGCGCCACAGUACCAAAUCUUUCUGCCCCUGAGUGUUAGAGGAGGAGUUAUGCUAACUGUGGCUCCGGUGUCAUUUAAAAACAAAUCCUGAACAGAACACUUGAGAUAAUCUGUUUUCAUUCUUUACGCCACGUACUUUACAUUUACAUGUUCUCAGCCACUUGUUUCUAACACAGACCAGAGGUUCAGUAAGCAAAAGUAUUCAUUUGGUUUUAUACCAGUUUCCAAGUACAAAUAUUAUUUGUUGAAGGAUCAGAAUUUGCAGAGGCAUUUAAUUUCUGUUGGUGUCUGACACAACAAUAACCUUAAAGAAUCAAGGUUUUAAUUGGAGGCAUCACAUGGUGAAUUAUGUUGCUUAGUUUUACUUCUCCUUUUUUUAAGUGGUUUUGGUGAUAAGGCUGCAGUGGUUAAAAUGAAGCACAUGUUAUAAAGCCAUCAUUUCUCGGUCAAACAUCUACAUAUUACUCUCAAACUGAAUGAAAAUGUAAUCAAUGUGAUUGUUUUCUGUAUUAUUCUUAUAAACAAAACCAACUGAAAAAACUGGAAACGGAAUGGAAACCGCAUCUCUGAUUUCAUUGUGUCUUCAAAUAUAUAUUUCUCCAUCCCAGUGUUUAGUUAGUGUUUCCCCUUUGACAUCUUCAGAUGAGUCGGUGGAGCUGGUGGAGGAUGCGUCAGCCUCCAGGGAGGUACUCUUUAUCUUCAUGGGCUGUGUCGGUGUCCGAAUCCGACAUUACAGAAUCGUGCUACAUAGGCUCGGGAAUCGGACUCCAUCCAAGCUCACAGUUUUUGG